This is a messenger RNA of Osmerus eperlanus (European smelt), 3742 nucleotides long. Its product is annotated as cyclin-T2-like. The record is from RefSeq and is a predicted model, not a curated record. The transcript is spliced from 2 exons. Gene Ontology annotation, biological process: regulation of transcription by RNA polymerase II; positive regulation of DNA-templated transcription, elongation. Gene Ontology annotation, molecular function: cyclin-dependent protein serine/threonine kinase activator activity. Bases 1597 to 2679 code for a protein of 360 amino acids. Gene Ontology annotation, cellular component: cyclin/CDK positive transcription elongation factor complex; nucleus. Lineage: Eukaryota; Metazoa; Chordata; Actinopteri; Osmeriformes; Osmeridae.
CACUAUAGCUUCCUGUACUGCAGGGUCCCCCUUCCUGUGUCCAACGCCCUGUUUGCGCCAGGUUUCUGGGAAACCCUCACAGGGUUGUACCGGCCAGGUUGCAGUGCGGUGUAUUGUACAAGGGCUCAAUGUUGGCACAUAGGGGUUGAAUGCACAAUGUGAAGUGUAGUGGUGCUGUUUACCUCACGUUUGCUUGGUACAGAGUGCAUAUGUCAAAAAAACACAAUUGGUAGCCUGAAUAUAGAUUGCCACUAAAGAUUGCAAAGAUGUAAACUUAGAAGUUGUCCUGGUAAGUAUGAAGGAUAUUCAUUUAAUUUUUGUUUAUAUAUUUAUGUUUGACUAAGUUAUAGGCUGAAAUUAGUCCCCCUUCAAGAACUACACUGUAAAAGUUAAAUGCCAUCUAGUGACAGUUGACUACUGACAAUUGGAAUAAGACACAGACCAUGACCUGGUUUCUCAACAAUGUCAAAAACCUGUCAAAUGGGAAGAAACACUAAACUUAAACAAAGACCAACCAUCUAGUUUUGUAUGUACAUAAAAUGGCUACACAACCUUUGCAGUCCAGUUUGGGGGCUGGAGCAUUUCUUCACCUGAGUCUCAAAAACUGUGGUGUUUCUCAAUCUUAUUUGGUGUAAAGGCUUGUCUGUUAUGGUUUAUUCUUUAGCAUCCAAAAUAUAAAGUUGCAACUGAUUAGAUUUUUGUUUUAUCCUGUAACUGAUGCAUCAUUACACACAGGGUUGAGAAACACUUUUAUAUUUGAGUUAACAUGUGAAUUCUAUUAAUUGUUAGUUUGUUAUAUUAUUUAGCUUUGGAGUUUUGAUUAUUUUCCACUUUGUUUUAGAAACAGCAGUUACACUGCCAAGGAUGACUAUUUCGUAGCAAUUGAUCUCCAGCUGCAAUAUACAAUGUCUGGACAGUGUAAAUGACUUUUCAAUGAGUUGAAUACAUUUGUAAUCUUUUAUAAUGUGAAUGGAGUCAUGUUACUCUGCUAAAUGGCUAUAUGAAUGUAUAACAAGUCAGACUUGGUCAUCAAGACCAAUAAUUCAGGACCAUUUAAUUAAUCAUUUAUCUGAAAAUGGCUGAACUGAAAUGGGUAAAUAGACAACAAAGCAGGAACUAUUAUUUAACAGAAUGGGACCAUGUUCAGACAUUGUACAUUCAAAGAACAAGUGACCACCUAGAAUUGUCAUAAAGUAAAGUAUCAAAGUUGAUAAGGUAAGGGUGUGUAUGUGUCAAGAACAUAAUUCAUCUUUUCCGAGAAACAAUUAUGUGACAGUCGUCCCUCACUUAAAGUCUCUGGUUGAGAAAGACUUGCGUAUGACUGUGGUACUAUGUUCAUGCAUGAUGUGUAUAAUAAUCAUGUCACCUGCCCUUCAGUCUCCAGCCUUUGGUUAAUGACGGUGUGUCUCCUUUGUGUUCUUGUCUCCUCUCCCAGCCUGCACCUCACCACCUUCUGCCUGCAGCACAAGCCCACAGUCAUCGCCUGCGUCUGCAUCCACCUGGCCUGCAAGUGGUCCAACUGGGAGAUCCCCGUCUCCACCGACGGCAAGCACUGGUGGGAGUACCUGGACCGCAGCGUCACGCUGCAGCUGCUGGAUGGCCACACAAGCUGCUAAGAAGCCAAAGACAGAUUUCCAGUCGGGGGACAAUGCCUUCCAGGGGACCUCCUCCAUGGACAGCAUUCCUGGUGUCACCAGCAAUUCUUUUUUCCCCUCCACCUCCAUGUUGGACUCUGGAGAUAUGCUCUCCCUGGACGGAGCAGGGGCGUCUUACGGCUCCUACCAAGCUCUCGGAGACCCCUCCGAUACGUGCGGCUUCGACCAGGGUCCUCCUUUUCCUUCACUAGUCACCCAUUCAAAGUACACCCCAAGUAAACACGAACACAAAGCGGGCAGCGGUGGGGAGAAGCACCCACAGCCCAGCAACCCCCCGCCUUUCCCCCGUCCUCAGAAAAUGACUCUAGACAGGUACAGAGAGAAGCACGCUGCAGACCUGGCCCUGCACAACGGGCGCGAGGAGCAGCCGGGGGAAGUGUACCUGUCCCCCACUCCCUCCGGUCACCACCACCAUCACUACCACCACCACAAGAAACGCUCGCAGCCCCAGCAGGCCCCUCCGGCGGGCGAGCGGAGGGACAAGGCCAGUUCAAAAAAAACCCGUCCUCCUCCGUCCUUUGCCGAGAACGGAAGCGCCAGCAGCGAAGAGCUAAAGAUGAGGAUCAAGGUGUCGUCGGAGCGCUCCCACACCGCCUCGGAGCAGGGCGGGGCCACACACGGCAGAGACAAGCACAAAGACCCCUCGGGCCACCGUCACCCCAAGCACGGCCACUCCCACCCCUACGCCACGAGCAGCAACGGGCGAGGGGUGGCUGACGGGGCCACACUGGCCUUCCGGGGCCCCACGGGCCACAGCAGCGACUCUGGUUCCAGCUCCUCCAGGAAAAGGGGCCACCCGGACAGCUCCCACAACCACCACCACCACUCUGCCAAGAGCAGCAGGAGCUCCAAGAGUGCUGGUGGCUCCGCCCACUACUCCUCAGAGGGCAGCCAGAGGACGGUGGAGAGGCACGGCCACGAGGGAACCAACGGAACGCUGGGCUCCAACGGCCAACACACCGACUACAAAGACACUUUCGACAUGCUGGACUCUCUGCUAAGUGCCCAAGGGAUGAACCUGUGAACCAGGGUCCAUGGAGGGCGGUGUCGGAUAGAUUUGAGAAUUAGGUUUUCAUGAUUUUAAGAAAUGUGGAGUAAGGAACAAAAAAAUGAUUUUAUGACUUAAGUUAUGUCAAUUCCGCAUCAUCCCCAGUCCUUUCCUGUGUUAAUUAUUGAGUAUCCUUAAAGGUUAGCCAGAUUCGUACUACAUACAGAGCUUUGAGCUGCCUGUUUGAGAACUCCAGGCGAGUGCCAGGUUUGGUUCUGUGAUUUGGGGGGGUGGGGGGGGGGGGGGGGAAAUGAAAAAGAGGAUUUAAAUUCCGUUUUAAUGCAAGCCAUCUUUUUAUGUUGUUUUUAAGUGACGUGCAUGUUUCAAUCACAAAAGGGAAGAACUAGGCAGGUGAUGGUUGACAGUUUAAUGUUGUGUACAUUUGUCUAGGUUACCGUUUUAUUCCUUGAACGAAAAGUAAAAAAAACUCAGGUCUUGAAACUUUUUGAUAUGAGAAAGAAUCUUCCUCUCCUUGGGUGUCCUGCCUUUUAUCUGUGGAGAUGUGUAACGUUUGUCCAUUGUUGCUACGGACGAAGCUCAGCUUCUGUCUCCGGAGCUUGUGUCUUUGUCCACAAGAGGAGGGCACAAAUUGUAGGUUUGUAUGAUGAGAAUCGGACUGAUCUCACACUGCUAGUCGAGGCCAUGUACUGUCUGGUGGUGUCCUGAAACUGCUCGUUGAGACAGCCUCAAAGCUUAAACGCAGACCAUUCUAGAGCUAUAAAUGAAGUUUACGUUAAAAAAAAACUAUCUGCUGUGAAGUGCAUUUGAGAUCUCAGCAAAAUUGCAAAAAGCCUUGUGAUUGUAAGUUGUCAAUUGCUAUUCAAAAUGGUAAAUGUCUAAUUAACCAUGUGAAAAGACCUCUGUAUAAGAUUGUAUAUAGGACUGUAGUUCAGAGUUAUAAACAGUUGGCCCAGUCCAAACAUUGUCAUUCAGUGUAUUAUGAGGGCCUAAAGCAGACUUUCUGUAUUGAUGAAAAUAUUCUUGAUUUGUGUGCCGGGAGCCCUAAUAAAAGUGUAAAACACAAUUUUACACAACACAG